Molecule: messenger RNA, 2715 nt
Organism: Coffea eugenioides
Lineage: Eukaryota; Viridiplantae; Streptophyta; Magnoliopsida; Gentianales; Rubiaceae
Exons: 4
Coding region: 1-2715 (904 amino acids)
Source: RefSeq, a predicted model, not a curated record
AUGGAUCGCCAAGUGAUAGGAAGGAGCCGUGGGAGACCCACUAGACAACACUCGGAAUCGGGUGGUGAUAGGGAACCCGAGGUCAAUCAAGACCAAGGGCAAGAAGGUGUGGCCGGAGACCAAGUGGCCACCGCAAUCAAUCGUAUCACUGAUGUCUUAGAGCGUUUGACUGAACACCAAGCCUCUGGACCAGUGCAUCACCCAGGAGGUCCAGCCGAUUCCGAUGAUCGGGCACUGGAGAGGUUUUUGAAGUUCGGACCUCCCAAAUUUUAUGGAGGACCCGAACUGGAGAUAGCUGAAGGAUGGUGGGAGAGAAUCUCCGAUAUCUUUGCAGCUUUAAACUAUUCGGAAGAGCGACAGGUGACUUUUGCCACAUUCCAAUUUGAGGGAGCUGCCCGCUCCUGGUGGAACCUGGAAGGUUUAGCUGUCGUGAGGAUAGACACUUUUGCUGAUGCCGUCGAGAGAGCCCAGAGAGUUGAAGUAGCUAGAGCUCAAGUGAAAUCUUUUCAGGCCAAGAAAAGAUUUGCUCCUAGCAGUAGUCGGGAGCCGGCAUAUGGAAAUGCUCCACCGGCCAAAAUAGGCCGAGGAACCAGUGGAGAAGGGACUACUCCAAACGCUAGGCCAAACACAUCUGGAGGGAGCCGGCCGACAGUUCCUGCUAGAGUGUAUGCUAUAGAUGACCAACCUGUACCUGAUUCCUCGGAAGUUGUGGAAGGUACACUUCUGAUUUUUCAUCGUUUAGCUAGAGUGUUAAUUGACCCUGGUGCAACCCAUUCAUUCGUAAAUCCAUCUUUUAUGUCUGGAAUAGAUGUGAAACCUGUUAGACUACCCUUCGAUCUUGAAGUUAGAACACCAAUGGGUAAUAAGAAUGUAAUCACUAGCUUGGCUUAUAAGAAUUGUGAAUUCUGGAUUGGAGAGCGUAAAAUGCUAGUGGAUCUAAUCAGUCUGGACAUAAAAGGUUACGAUGUUAUAAUAGGAAUGGAUUUUCUAGGCCAUUAUCAUGCUAAGCUUGACUGUCGAGCAAAAGUGGUGGAAUUUUGUAUACCUGGAGAAACAACCCUGAGGUUAGAUGUUAAGGGUAGGUUAGCAUCGUCUGCUAUGAUCUCAGGAAUUCGGGCAAGGAAAAUGUUGUCUAAAGGAGCGCAAGGUUUCUUAGCCUUCUUGAUUAAUGCUCCCAGUGAUCAAGUGAAGUUGGAGGAUGUACCAGUGGUACGGGAAUUUCCGGAUGUUUUUCCCGAAGAGCUAAAGACUCUACCGCCGGAAAGAGAAGUGGAAUUUAAGAUUGACUUGAUGCCUGGAACGGCCCCAAUUUCUAAGACUCCGUACCGAAUGGCUCCUGCCGAGCUAAAGGAGUUGAAAAUUCAACUGCAAGACUUGUUGGAGAAAGGUUUCGUGAAAGAGAGUGACUCACCAUGGGGAGCACCCGUUCUUUUUGUCAAGAAAAAGGAUGAAAGUUUGAGACUAUGUAUCGACUACCGAGGGUUAAAUGAGGUUACAAUUAAGAAUAAAUACCCUCUACCGUUGAUUGAUAGCUUGUUCGACCAACUGCAAGGAUCAGUGGUCUUCUCUAAGCUGGAUUUAAGGCAAGGGUAUUAUCAGUUGAAGAUUAAGAAGGAGGAUAUACCCAAGACUGCUUUUAGUACAAGGUAUGGACAUUUUGAGUUCGCAGUCAUGCCUUUCGGACUAACCAACGCACCAGCUGCUUUUAUGGAUUUGAUGCAGAGAAUUUUUAAGAAGUAUCUGGACCAGUUCGUAGUGGUUUUCAUAGAUGAUAUCCUGAUUUACUCCAAAACUCGAGAGGAACAUGUUAAGCACUUGGAGGUAGUUUUGCAGAUACUAAGAGAACAUAAGCUAUAUGCCAAAUUCAGUAAGUGUGAGUUUUGGUUGGAUGAGAUUUCAUUUCUAGGGCAUAAAGUUUCCAAAGAGGGGAUUGCCGUGGAUCCGGCAAAAGUUGAGGCCGUUAUGAAUUGGAAACAGCCAGAAACUCCAACUGAAGUUAGAAGCUUCUUGGGACUAGCAGGUUAUUAUAGGCGGUUUAUCCAGGAUUUUUCGAAAAUUGCAGGACCUAUGACCGAGCUAACCAAGAAAGGGACUAAGUUUAUUUGGACUCCGAAGUGUGAGUCAAGUUUUCAGGAGUUAAAGAAGCGUUUAACAUCCGCUCCUGUUUUGGUAUUACCUGAUGGAGGAGAAGGUUAUACCGUGUAUUCCGAUGCCUCUAAAGAAGGUCUAGGGUGUGUCUUGAUGCAAAUGGGUAAGAUAGUUGCCUAUACUUCUAGGAGAUUGAAACCCCACGAACAAAACUACCCAACUCAUGACCUAGAACUAGCUGCAGUAAUUUUCGCCUUAAAGAAAUGGAGACACUACUUGUACGGAAAAGCCAAUGUGGUAGCUGACGCUCUAAGUAGAAAGGCCCAAGUAGCAGGGUUAAUGGUUAAAGAGUGGGACAUGUUAGAAGAAAUAAGUGGUUGGAACCCUCGCUUGGAGAAAUUGAAGGUUUUAUUUGGGAACUUGUCUUUAAAGUCACCAUUACUAGAGCGUAUUAAGGAGGCGCAGAAAACAGACCCUAUGAUUCAGAAGAAUUUGGAGAAAGUGCAAAAAGGGGAAACACUAGACUUUAAAUUAGGGUCUGAAGGUGUAUUGAGGUUUCGAGAUCGAAUUGUGAUUCCGGCAGAUGAAGAGAUAAGAAAAGGAAUUUUAGAAGAAUCACAUCUGUAG